Porites lobata is the source of this 3857-nucleotide messenger RNA. The record is from the annotation of a GenBank genome assembly. Lineage: Eukaryota; Metazoa; Cnidaria; Anthozoa; Scleractinia; Poritidae.
AUGGCGUACGUUGUGCCUGAACGCAACCAUAUUUCACCGUUUAACAUUUUGCUAGGAACAAUUUCCAGUCAGCUCAGUCGCGAAAAUAUACACAAGAUUAAGAUUUCACUUCGCGGACAUGUCAACAAAGAACUGCUAGGUAAACUAAAAGGUGGCUUCGAUUUGAUUCACAUUCUACAAGACCGCGGUCUAGUUACCGAGAAAAAGCUGUCCUUCUUGCGAAAACUAUUGCAAGACUGCGAACUGCCUUCGUUGAUAGAUCUACUAGAUGAGUACAAGCAAGCAAUGCAUCUUAUGAAUGGUCAAUCUAAAGAAGGUACAGUUAUAAAAUAAUAUAAAGCUGAGUUUCUGUUUCAAUCUUACAUUGAUCACUCAUACCCGUUUAGACUUUGGUGAGUGAGAAUAUGUAGGCAUUUAACUGACAAGUAUGGGAAAAAAUACUUAAUCACUUUACACUCAUCCGUGUCGAUUUCAAGACAAUAAGCUCAAAUAGCGUUGCAAUUACAAAAGUGAAUAUAAUGAAUAAUAUUUACUUUCCCGCAUGAUUUGUUGUUAAUUAUCCUCGGAAGAUUUUAUUCUUUUAGUGUGAUCAUUCUUAUGAAAUCUAUCGGACAGUACUUUUCUUUGGUGGUGAGACAAACGAUAAAACUAAACCGUUUAUAGAUUUUAUCCACGAUGAUUAAUAUCUUUCAUGACUUUAUUUUUUUAGUAAGUAAGCUGGUAAGUAAGCCGGUUUUAACUUUUCAGUCUGCGGGUGCCGAUCAUAUGAUAGCAAAUGGUCAGAAUUUUACGACCUAACUGCUCGCUUAGGAAUCAAUAUGGUUCUGUAACUUCUUAGUCAGUAAUCUAAAUUGCCAGUUCAAAUAGACUGGCGUGCUACUACGCAUUGCCUUUCAUUUUUAUUAAAAUCGGUCGGUUGUUGCUUUUCAGUCUCUAAAUUAAAUCUUUCUAAAAAGAUCCAUUUGGCGCACGCUAGCUGCACAGUGCAAUUCUAAAUUUGUGGAUUAAUCCCUAAGUGUGGCUAUUCACCGAAUGAAACAGAUGAACUGUACUGUUAUUUACUAAUUACUUCACUGUGGAACUGUUGACUGUCCUUUACAUAAGGUGAUUUUACCUUUAAUUGGCAGCUACACUCUUUUUUUUUUAUAAGAAUAUUGUUUUCCCGGGCCAGGCUGAAUAUUCUUAUUUUUCCGCCGAUUUUAGGCUGUAAAUAUUCUUGUAUUAUUCUUAGUAAUAGCUUAUGACAUUUCCGUUUCAGAAUAUAUUAAGGUAUCAAUUAUAGUUUUGUUAAAUAUAGUUAGCUAGUUUUGCCGUUUAAAGAAAGGAAUAAAUUAAAAACGUAUAUUUGUAUUGUAUUUACAGAUUUUCACCACACGAAAUUAUAUCCUUUUCAAAAUCUCAGCCUGGAGUUUAUUCUUAAAGUAUUCUUAAGAUUUCGCAAAUUUCAGCCUCGAUAUUCUUAUAAAAUAUAUUCUUAUAGAAAAAAAAGAGUGUAUCAGCUUAGCAUGCAGGACACUACAGUGCCGAUACUUUUUUUCGCUAGGCAAAGUUGUUCUAACUCAAUCUUCAGGCAGUGAGGGUUUUCAAAAGAACAAGUGUUAGUAACGUAGCUAUCUAUUUGUGUUUGAAUUAGGUGAUCACAGUGCCCUAAAGACUCGCAGGAUAAACGCUCUGCAAAGGCUAAUGACAAGACAGCUGGAAGAUUUGGCGAACUGUGCCGCAAGAGGCGAGGAUUUAAAAAAGUCAUUGGAAGAGAAACAAAUGUUGGUUGACACGCAGAAAGAAAUAAUAAUUGUUGGUCAGGAAGCUAUCGACAGCAUCACAGAACAGCGGGAAGUGGCGAUACAAGAAAGGAGUGUUGUUGAAGAUAGAGCACAAGAAAACGAAGCCAUGCUUGAGGCACAGGAAAAGGAACUCAAAGAAAUUCAGAGUUUGUUAGGAGCAAAAGAGAAGAAAUUCCAAGAAAAAUCGUGGGGAAAGGUAGAUACGAGAAAAAACGUCUUUGAAAGUGUUUUGAAUAAACACUCUAAAGAAAAGGCGAACAGGACAAUAGAGACUCUUAGUAAACAAAAAGAUGAAAAACAAGAAACACUAAAUAAAACUAUCAAGUCUGUGGAUGAUACUCGAAAACAGCUGUUGGAAAGACGAAGUUAUGUUCGACAGUGUAGCGAGGCAGUUUUUCUUAAAACCAAAGAGCUAGCUGGAGUUGAUCAAAUUAUUUUGGAGACGAUAGAAGACGUUAGGAAAUUGAAACAGCAAAUUCGGCAAAACGAGUUUGAAUUAUUUGAUCUUCAACAUCAAGUCGAGGAAACACAAGACGAGCUGGAGCGAACCAAGGGAGACGGAAUUGCUAAUAAAGCUUUUAAAAUUCCAUUGUGGAGGUUAGAGACAGUUAACAAGCCAAAAUCAAAGGUGAGGCUCAAUACUCGAUAAAAAGUAACGUUACUGUGUUGAACAACACAGCAACAGUAUGUAACCAGUAACAAUCCCAGAAGUCUUUGAGAAAGUCAACUUGGCCCAGUCUCCAUCUCGUUUCUAAAGUGGCGAAUGCACACAAACAUGCGCACUGGCUUAGAGCGCGUUCGUUUGACAGCUUCCUGUAAGAAGAAUAAAUAGGAUAAACUGCAUAAACUGCAGUUAUUUACCUUGCUCAGGCAUUUAUUUCAUAUUGUAAACAAUUAUUGGAUGAGGUUUUUGUGAUAUCUGGAACUGGACAUCACAAAAACCGAAUCUAAUAAUUGCUUUAUUAUACAUUGUUUUCACGAAAAUAACGACAAACACAUCAUCACAGGAACACACGUUGCUCUUUAGUUAGACACUGAAUCAUACAUUGCAUGCGCAACUUACAGAUUAGUGAGUAAUCUGCUAGCAGAUAACUAACUAAUCUGUAGGUUGCGCUGAUUCAAAAUUAGCUGCAGGUUCUUAGCCAAUACGAAGACAGACAGAGGUUACAAUGUAUAAUAAUAAUAAGAUGUAUUCAGAUACGUAACGAAAUUUAACCUGAGUUAUUCUAUUUUCAGGUGCUGAAAUACUCUGAUGUUCUUCCCGAAAAUUCCUAUUCUCUUGGUUCUCCGGGCAUGCGCAGUGUCCCUCUUCAGUUCGACUUCCCAUGCUGCGUAGCAAGCUACAAAGGGCACAUCUAUGCCGCUGACCGCAAUAACUGUCGUGUCUUAGUGUUCGACCCUGUUGGGGAACUAAUUCGCCAACCAAUCGAAUUCGGAAACACGGGACCCGUGGCUAUUGACGUUAAUAAACGAGGGAAUAUUGUAGCUACAGAUUCUCAGAUAAUUAAAGUUUUUAGCUCCGAUGGUGCCCUGUCCCAUAAUUUUCUUCCAGUCUACAGUAAAAAGGACAAACGUCCAGAAAUAUCUGCUUUGACCCUAGACCGCGAUGGAAAUAUUCUAGUGGCGGACAGACCAAAUCACAGAAUACAGAAAUUUCGAAUCGACGGACAUUUCCUCGGCUUCAUUGGCGGUUCCAUGUAUCUGCAGUAUCCCAGCGGUGUAGCCGUCACAAAAUCGAAUGACGUCAUCAUUUCGGAAUGCGAGAGACAUCAACUUAAACUCUUUCGUGAAUAUUCAAAGUCGUUUACAGUCAUCGGUCGAAGCGGGGCUGGAAAAGAUCAAUUAAUGAACCCUAGGGGACUAGCUGUAGAUAACGUGGGAAAUAUUCUAGUAGCUGAUAGCUUGAAUCACCGUAUUCAAGUGAUUGAUCCAGAGGGAAAUUUCAUCACUAGUUUUGGAAGGUUGGGUUCAAGUCCCGGCUGCUUGGAUACCCCGUAUGCAGUAGCUGUCAAUCGUUGCGGUCACGUGAUAGUUGCAGACAGUGGCAAUCAUCGAAUAACAUGUUUUACGUAG